CGUAGCUGCUGCGCGAGUAGUUGGGGCCUGACGCCAGGACGAUCCCCGGUCGCCGGGGCACCGCGGAGCCGCCGUAGGAGGCCGCCGUCGGACGGCGAUGGGCGGGAGCCGGCGCCCGCCGGGGACCCACAGCGGCAGCCGGUGACAGCAGACCCCGCUCCAUCCUCGGCUCCCGGGCGCACUCUCCUCUGACCCAUCGCUGGCGAGGUGGUGGCCAGGCCAGGAGCCACCAUGAAUGAGGUGUCCGUCGUCAAAGAAGGCUGGCUCCACAAGAGAGGUGAAUACAUCAAGACCUGGCGACCUCGGUACUUCCUGUUAAAAAGCGACGGGUCCUUCAUCGGGUACAAAGAGCGGCCGGAGGUCCCUGACCAGACUCUGCCCCCCUUAAACAACUUUUCUGUAGCAGAAUGCCAGCUAAUGAAAACCGAGCGACCUCGACCCAACACCUUUGUCAUCCGAUGCUUACAGUGGACGACGGUCAUCGAGAGGACCUUUCACGUGGAUUCUCCGGAUGAGAGGGAGGAGUGGAUGAGGGCCAUCCAGAUGGUGGCCAACAGCCUGAAGAACCAGGAGCCUGUGGAAGACUCUAUGGACUACAAAUGUGGCUCCCCCAGCGACCCCUCGGUGGCUGAGGAGAUGGAAGUGGCCGUCAGCAAAACGCGGACGAAGGCGACCAUGAACGACUUUGAUUAUCUCAAGCUUCUGGGCAAAGGCACCUUUGGCAAAGUCAUCCUGGUGCGGGAGAAGGCCACGGGGCGCUACUAUGCCAUGAAGAUCCUGAGGAAGGAGGUCAUCAUCGCCAAGGAUGAAGUUGCCCACACGGUCACCGAGAGUCGCGUCCUACAGAACACCAGGCACCCAUUUCUCACAGCACUAAAGUACGCCUUUCAGACAAAUGACCGCCUGUGUUUUGUGAUGGAAUAUGCCAACGGCGGGGAGCUCUUCUUCCACCUGUCGAGAGAGCGCGUCUUCACGGAGGACAGAGCGCGGUUCUACGGGGCUGAGAUUGUCUCUGCCUUGGAGUACCUGCACUCCAGGGACGUGGUCUACCGCGACAUCAAGCUGGAGAACCUCAUGCUGGACAAAGACGGGCACAUCAAGAUCACCGACUUUGGCCUCUGCAAGGAGGGCAUCACGGACGGGGCCACCAUGAAGACCUUCUGCGGCACCCCGGAGUACCUGGCCCCCGAGGUGCUGGAGGACAACGACUACGGGCGGGCCGUGGACUGGUGGGGGCUGGGCGUGGUGAUGUACGAGAUGACGUGCGGCCGGCUGCCCUUCUACAACCAGGACCACGAGCGCCUCUUCGAGCUGAUCCUCAUGGAGGAGAUCCGCUUUCCCCGCACGCUGAGCCCCGAGGCCAAGUCCCUGCUGGCCGGGCUCCUGAAGAAGGACCCCAAGCAGAGGCUGGGCGGGGGGCCCCGGGACGCCAAGGAGGUCAUGGAGCACCGCUUCUUCUCCGCCAUCAAUUGGCAGGACGUCCUGCAGAAGAAGCUUCUGCCCCCGUUUAAGCCCCAGGUCACGUCAGAGAUUGACACACGGUACUUUGAUGAUGAGUUCACGGCGCAGUCCAUCACCAUAACCCCCCCAGACCGAUACGACAGCAUGGGCUCCCUGGAGCCCGACCAGCGCACCCACUUCCCGCAGUUCUCCUACUCGGCCAGCAUCCGGGAGUGACCUGCCCUGAGGAGCCCCUGCGGGCGGCUGCGAGGCUACAGGCCCCCCUGCCCCUCCCCCUCCCCGGCUCCCUUUGCCCCUGCCCCCCCCUACACAUGCUUUUCUCUCCUCACCAGUGUGGCCCCUGAGGGAGCCGGCCCUGCCUUCGUCCUCCUUGCCUGGCGGUCACUCGCUAGCCCCCCCGGCCGUGGGGAGAGGGCAGCUGCGAGCCCCCCAGGGCGCCUAGGGCUGGGGAAGCCCAGCUCUGCCGGCCUUGUGGCCUGAGGGAGCUCCCAGGUGCCCCGGCUGGCUCUCUCCUCGGCGGUCACUAGGGAGACGUGGCCGGCCCUGUCCCUCGGGCCGGGCAGCCAGGAGCUCUUCCAGCCCUCCGGGGGAAGCUUCGAUCGCCCGGGACUCGUGGGGGCGCGGGGCCCUUCCUCUGGACCGAGCAGCGCCGGCCCCUCCUCGGGCCUCCGUCCCCGCCCGGCUCCGCCCUCAGACCUCGCGGGGAGCCCGGAGGAUGCCCGGCUGUGGCCCCCUUGCCAGCGACGGGCAGGCAGCUACUAAAGCAAUAAUGUCUUGUACCCAACCAGCCUUAAAGCCAGGUGCCCCAGAGCCGGGGUGCCUGCUCCUGCCCGCGAGGGGCCCGCAGCCAAGGCCACCUCUGACGCGGCCGGCACAAGGACGGGGUCGGGGGGGUCUCCAGUCUCUUCCUCACUGGAUGAGACUAGCUGGGGGGCUCACCCCUUCACCCCCCGCUGGCAUCAGCCGUGGGCAUCCCGGGCUGGCCAACGGGGGAACGGGGCCCGCCUGGGUGAGUUUGGGGGGGACCCCGGGGCCACGGAGCAGGGAGGUGUGGGGACCUGCCUUAGCAUGUGUGCAGGGAAGUGGGGCACACUCGUGUUCCCCUGCCCUUGCCCCUUUCCUGGACGUAGCCUCCUGUCCACCCUGGUUGGGGUCCCAUCCCCCACUGGGAACUGGGGACCCUCUGUCCCAGUGCCUUAUCUGGAUAAUGUCACAGCCUCCCCAGAGUGAAAGGUCAAGACCAGGGAACAUCAGGGAUUGGAGGCCUGGGGGACUUUGGCUUCUGGGGGGGUGAAGGCUCUGGUACAGCCUGUCAUAUCCCCCCCGCCCCCCAUUUUAGCUUGCUUUCCUCUCUUUCAGUAUCUUCAUCUCUCCCUCCUGGGGCUUGUCUGGGGCAUCUUCUGUUGGUCCCAGGCCCCAUCCCCUUUCCUCAGUCUCCCCCCAAGCUGCUGGCUGGGCCAGAGCUUCAGCUGACUGGGGUGCCCCAGGGCCGGACUCCUGGGGGUUCCACUUCAGCCCUCAUGGAAGGCUUUGGGUUACAGCUAUAAUAGGAGGUAGUUGUUGCACCCCAAAUCCAGAUCCAAGGUGGGAAGGGCCAGGUCAGGAGGGCCUUGUGACCUGGGGCCCCUGCUUUGGGUCAGGCUCGGGGCACUCACCCCACCCCACGUCCCCAAGGACUGAGGUGGGGGUUCAGAACUGUUACAGAUUACUUAAGCAUCAGUGUUCAGGCCCCUGGACCCCCAGUGUUCCCCCUUAGAGUUAGGGGGCGAUGGGGACAUUAGGUCAAAGUUCUCGGUCCAUUGCUAUCCUCGCUGGGGUGGAUGUGGACGAGGGGCUUCGGCCCCAUUUCCCUUUCUGCACCUCCCGAGGCCUGUGUCCCCGGGGUGCUAGAAGAGCCUUAAGAUGGGCCCGGCUGGCAGUGCCCCUGCAGAGCCCGGAGUCCCAAGGGGCUUGGCCCCGUGCCUCCCCGGGCGUUUCCUCGUGCUCCGGGUGGGGGGAUGUCCCGGUCUCCCCCAGGCCCUUCUGCCGCGUUCUGGAGCUGGCAGCAGGGAGGGCCGGGCCGGGCGGCGGCUCCUGGGGUCUCGGCCCCUGGGUGUGCGUCCAUAUACAUAUGUAUGUGUCUGUUAGGGAUGGGCCUUCUCUGGGCCCCCGGGGUGGGCAGAGUGGGCCGGGACUAAGGGACACUUUCCUGGGCUGCUGCAGCUCCCGGGGGCCUCCUGGCUGCCUCCUUGGGUGGGGGGUGUUUUCAGUUUGGGGGUGUUCUGUUUUUCCUCAUGAUGCAGGGGAGGGGACCGGAGGCCAGGAACGGCAGAGGCUUUGUGUGGGGAUAUUUUUUGUGUUUGUUUCUGUAAAUCAUUUUAGCUACUUUCUUUCUCCUUGAAUUUGUACGGUACAAACAAUUAAAAAGUUUCUGACA
This is a messenger RNA of Antechinus flavipes (yellow-footed antechinus), 3877 nucleotides long. It is a transcript of the gene AKT2, whose product is annotated as AKT serine/threonine kinase 2. Gene Ontology annotation, biological process: protein phosphorylation. Lineage: Eukaryota; Metazoa; Chordata; Mammalia; Dasyuromorphia; Dasyuridae. Gene Ontology annotation, molecular function: protein serine/threonine kinase activity; ATP binding. The record is from RefSeq and is a predicted model, not a curated record. The transcript has 14 exons. The coding region runs from base 232 to 1677 and encodes 481 amino acids.